CAAUUUUCCCUGAGCAAAUGUUUGCCUAAGUGUUACAAGCUAGAUUGGGUUAGAGGUUUUAGAGGACUCUUGAUUCGCCGAGUCGGUAACCCGACUACGAAGUCACCAGCUUUGUCCCCCAGGCGAAUGGAGACGGCGAUGUGUUUACGUCUCUCCAUGGUAACGCCUGGAUCCGGUAGCGCGCGGGUUGGACCAGCAGCCCGGGUUGACUUCAUGACUUAGGACUCGUUUUUAACCCGGCUUUAGUCUCCCCGUGGAAGCCAUGGCGACCGGCGGCUCGGUUGGAGCAUGGUUUCCCACAGGCUACCACGGCCACUUCCGGAGCAAGUCAAGAAACGACUUCUUACAGGAGUUCCGUCGCAGGGCGAGACCUCAGCCGCCGAGCAAGUUCAUCACGCGGAUAAGGGAGCGGCCGACGACACACACGUUCUCACAUCACGACAACAAAAACGCAUUCGUCAACGACGGCUACCAUAUAGCUACAGCGGGUUGUGGACUGAAGAAACCUAAGAAUCCGAACUUAACGGGCUUCAAGACGGAUUUUAUACACUGGAUCCCGCACCGAGACGAGAUCCACCGUGGCGGGCCCAACGCGUCCACGUACCGACAAGACUUCACCAAGUCCGCGGUGCUGUGCCGGAGGGGCACCCGGGAGGACGUCCCACAGAUCCUGGUGGCGGGCGCGACCCGGCGGCCGAGCAGCUCUCUGUCUCAGCUACAGACGACGACGUACAGCUUCGCGCACAGCCACGGGCAGCCCAACACCGAGGUGCUGACGGACAUGAACACGGGCGUGAGGCUGAGGUCCGCCGGGCCGGACUACGUGUCACACGACUACCUCAACAGGACGGGCCGCAUCAGGAGCAGGUCGCUGAACGACGUGCCCACGGGAAGUCUCACGGGACUUCGGCGGGCGCGAGACUUGCACGUGGGUGACUGCCUGAGCUGGCACGUGCCGGACAGACCGCCGCCGCCGGCGGUGCAAAACGCGUGGACGCCCGCCGCCACUCCCGUAACGGUCACCGUCCAGGAACUCUCUCAAACAGCUCCGGCAUAGAUCAGAUAUUCUAAUGACUAUAAUGUAUAGCCUCUACCAGGCUUCGGAAGCGGCUGGAAAGAGCAGAAAUCUCAUCUUCAAUCUUCAAUUUUAGUUUUUACUUUCAACAAUAUUGUUGGUUGAUCAGUAUACUAGUAGGUUGUUAAUGUUUGUGUAAGUGUAGGUAAUGUUAAGGUGUUGAUAGGCUUUACAGUGUAAUAUGUUUGUAACAUGACUCCAGACAGACGAGUGUAGUAUACAUUGCACUCACUAAUGAUCUGAAAAUCUGUCAAUACUAGUAAACAGAUUGGCCACAUACUAGUAGACAGAUAACAUGCCAGGGUGUUGGUCCGCUGAAGGAGUA
Branchiostoma belcheri (Belcher's lancelet) is the source of this 1400-nucleotide messenger RNA. RefSeq lists its product as uncharacterized. The transcript has 4 exons. The record is from RefSeq and is a predicted model, not a curated record. The coding region runs from base 263 to 1057 and encodes 264 amino acids. NCBI's taxonomy places the organism in Eukaryota, Metazoa, Chordata, Leptocardii, Amphioxiformes, Branchiostomatidae.